Molecule: messenger RNA, 222 nt
Organism: Knipowitschia caucasica
Lineage: Eukaryota; Metazoa; Chordata; Actinopteri; Gobiiformes; Gobiidae
Source: the annotation of a GenBank genome assembly
AUGGGACGUGAGGUGUGCAGAGAGCAGCCCCCAACGGGACGCUACGAUGAGCAGGAAGCCACCCGGCAACAUACACCUCCUCGUCAGCAUCUGCACCAGGCCGCGGCUUUAAAGGGCCACUGGAUAUCCAGUGCCGGGUCAGUGCGCCAGGAGGUUGGAUUUGUUGCCGCCGCACACGCCCCACUCGACAGGUGCUCAGUGUUUGCCUCUCUUCUGCUCUGA